Molecule: messenger RNA, 1609 nt
Organism: Syngnathus acus (greater pipefish)
Lineage: Eukaryota; Metazoa; Chordata; Actinopteri; Syngnathiformes; Syngnathidae
Product: retinol dehydrogenase 7-like
Exons: 6
Coding region: 198-1157 (319 amino acids)
Molecular function (GO): oxidoreductase activity
Source: RefSeq, a predicted model, not a curated record
CGACUGACUUUGAGUGAGAGGCGGCGUUCUCUCACUCUCAGGGUCCAAGCAGGCAUUCAAAUGCACAUUCACACCAAUGGGCAAUUUAAAAUCAACUAAACAUCCAUUUGAAAAAAAAAAAAAUCUCGUCGAGAAGCUGGCACAAUGGUCUGAUACUGGAUUCCCAACACAAGUGAUUGAUAAUGUCAUAGAUAGAGAUGUUGCUGUACAUCGUGGGGUUGCUGGUCCUUUGGCUUGUCCAGCGGUGGUUGAAGGAGCCCAAACGUGUGGAAAACAAGCGAGGCAAAUAUGUCUACAUCACCGGCUGCGAUACUGGCUUUGGGCAUCUACUGGCCAAGCAUCUUUAUAAGGUGGGCUUCCGUGUGAUUGCCGGCUGUUACACCGAGAAGGGCGAAGAUGAGCUGAAGAAGACCUCGUCCGACAGACUGAUCGCUCUUCAUUUGGAUGUCAGCGACUCUGCCAGCGUCAGACGAGCCACUGCUCUAAUUGACAACCUUGUCGGGCAGACAGGACUGUGGGCCGUUGUGAACAAUGCGGGCAUCUCUGUGCCAGUGGCCCCCACAGACUGGUUAGCCGUUGAGGACUAUAAGAGCAUGCUGGAUGUCAAUCUACUGGGCGUGAUUGACGUGACCCUGAGCGUCCUCCCUCUCAUCAAGAAGGCCCGAGGCAGGGUGGUGAACGUGGCCAGCGUGUUCGGGAGGAUCAGCCCGUUCGGCGGCCCGUAUUGUGUGUCUAAAUACGGCGUGGAAGCCUUCAACGAUAGCCUGCGUUUGAAUUUGGCACCUUUUGGAGUGAAAGUUUUGUGCAUCGAGCCUGGUUUCUUCAAAACAAAUGUCACUGACCCAGAGAUCAUUGAAAAAAAUGGGAAAAGGCUCUGGGACAGGUUGCCGCAGGAUGUGAAAGAUGACUAUGGAGAAAAUUAUGUGGAGCGUGCGCUCGAAACCAUUGUGGCCAAAUGUCAACUCCUAACGGACAGCAACCUGAUGAAGGUCAUUGGCUGCAUGGAGCACGCCGUGGCCGCCGUGCACCCUCAUACGCGUUACUCUCCCGGAUGGCACGCCAAGUUCAUCUGGCUGCCUCUGUCCUACAUGCCAGCCUUCAUCACAGACACCUUGAUCCUUAAACUCAGCCCCAAGAUUAAAGUAGCUGUGUUCUAAGCUUUAAUGGGAGUCUUGUGGUGUUACCUUAAGCUAAAUUAAAUGCUGUUAAAAAUCAUAUUUUAAAAAGUUUAUUUUAGGUGCAAAUUUGUUAAAGUGCAAGUGAAAAGGGAAGCAGGACAAGUUUAUUCAGAUCGAGCAGCAAAUUCCUGAGAGUUGAUUAUUCAUUGAAGGGAGGCCAAACUUUCAACGAAUGUCAUGGAUGUAUGACAUGUAUGACUUAAGUGGUUGGCUAUGUUGUGAGUCAUGUUUACAGUCACGAUGAUUUGUUUGAAGUCUGAAUGAAACACGCUACUUCACCCCUUACCGUUCCUGUUUUGUGUGUUUGUUUUAAGUGCUCGCGGAGCUUGCAGAUAUGGAUUGUAAUGUUUGUUAUUGUGCAUUCUGGGAAGUGUGAGGGCGUUUGGGCAGGAAAUGAUGAGAGUUCAAUAAAAAGUAACUAAAUUGCACCA